AUGUAACGCCAUCUUGUUUUUUGCGAUUCGACUUGUUUUGGAAGACGAAUUGUGUCAUUUUUUGCGUUGCAACGGCCAAUUUUCUGUAAAAUUGGGAUAGUCUUUCUUUGGAUUACAUAAAAUCUGCAAUAAACGACUAAACCAGCAUCAAAUCAAUGUGUAUUCAAAUUCACUUUGUUAUGAUAUCUUAGGUGCAUCCUUGAAAACCCAGUGUUCUUACUUGAAAGUUACUCAUUCUGAUCAAAGCAUGGAUUCAAGACAACCUGAGCCUGACAGUGUAGAAUAUUGGAAAAAGCAGGCUAAAUAUUACGAGCAGAAGGUAAACGAUAUACAACAAGAACUAGAUGAAUACACUGAAAACUCAGCCCAGCUAGAGAAAGAGUUGGAGGCAUCACUAGGACAAGUAGAGAAACAAAACAGAGAUCUAGAGCACCAAAAUCAGAGGCUAAAGAAUGAAAUUGAAAAUUUAAGGAAUAAGUUGGAGAGGAGUCAACAUGAAACUAAUGCCCUAGAGAAUGAACUGCAAGCACUCAAAAUAGAGAAAGAAAAGCAAGCGGUCUAUGUGAGAGAGCUGGAACAAAAGAAUGAUGACCUGGAAAGAGGACAAAGAGUAAUAUCUGAAUCAGUGUCAUACAUUGAAGCUUUAUUAAAUCAAGCCUAUGAGAGGAAUGCAGUUUUAGAAAGUGAAAUAGAUGAAGUUGAAAACUUAAGGAUCAAGCUACAGAGGGCCACAGAUGAAGCAAGAGAUCUUAAACAAGAAUUGAAGGUAGUAGACCGAGUACCGUGUAAGGAGAAAGAUGACAGUUCCAGUGAAAUCCCAGCUCCGGUCACAAAUGGUCACAUAAUACACCCGCGGGGUCAGGUGGAGACAGAAACGCAGACUAUACUGUCCACACCGCAGAAACGAGAAGUAAACGGGAACGCGAUGACGCCGGCCUCAAGGGUGUCUGCCAUCAACAUCGUCGGUGAUCUGCUGAGAAAAGUUGGGCUUGAACGGUUUCUGUGCCGCGAGUGUGGUAAGGUGAAGUGUACGUGUGACGAGCCCGCCACCGCCGCGCUCCCGCCGGAGCUCCCGCCUCCGGACACCAUAGACAAUGACAGUGACACCAUAGAGUUUAGGAACCCGCGGAGAGCUUCCGCCGGAAGUAGCCCGCCUCCUUUGUCUCUGAGUAGUAUGAGGCAUUCGGAAACUCCUUUAGUGAGGGAAACUCCUUUCGUCAGACCUAGCCAAGGUGACGGAAAAUUGCGUCGUUCCUUCGCCGUGCGAUCUCGGGAAGGCAUCGAGAAUCUAUUAGGGUUCACUAGGAGGAACCAAGACCUUAAAACAAAUGUUUUAAGAAAAUGAUGUCUAGUUUUUUGUGUUUAGUUUUAUUUUUUUUACUGUAAAUAUUACUUUAGUAAUUGUUUUAUGAUGAAAUAGUAUAUAUUGUAUUGUAUUUUUGGAAAUACUCAGUUAGCGAUAUUGUUAAUAUCGCACUGCCGUGAAGGUUUCUUGACAAUCAAGGUGCCAUGUUUAUGUACAUAAGUAAAGUUUAGAAAGGAAAUGACGACUUUUCGAUUUUUAUUGUUGUUUUUUUUUGUUAUUUUAACAUUGGACGAAUUUAGAUUACGAGCAUUGAUACGUUGUUUCGAAUGGGGAUGCACACAAUAAUAAAUGUAGAUAGCGCCACUGCAAUGGUUUAUUUUUAAAACAGGAAAAGCUCUCUUGUGAUUAGUCGCUUCAGUAGCCAUGUUUGUUUAGUGUUUUGUUUUGCAAAGUCGCGUAUCCCAUGCAUCCCCAUUCGUCUGGCUAGUUAUGGCAAGUCUGUGUUUCAAAAGCGAUUAUUUAGUUUUAGUUAAUUACAUAAAUACUUAUAGUAAGUACAAAUAAGUAGUACCAGUAUUGCUUAUGAAACACAGAUUUGCAAAGAGCCGCUUUCACACCACCGUCGACACAUUAGCAAUCCAUACUCCGCAGCGCUAGCGAUCUGUCAGAUCCAUGCAAGGUGUGUCAGAUGUCAAGCGCUGCUUGUCGAUUGAUAGUGUUUGACGAUGGUACGGUAGCAGGGUGCAGGCUCCAUGUUGCAUGCAUAGCUUCCCACACGGUGCCGGCGGUAACCCCAUCACCCUACGUCACUUACUAACAUGAUUCAUAUUGUGUAAUUUUCUUCAUUGUAGGCCUUGGAAUCAAAGUUAGCGUCCUGCCGAGGUACCAUUAGGCCUAAAGAGCACUCGCCCAACUCGAGCGCUGAUGUGAAUAAGGACUACAGGUGUGUGCUCAAGAACUAGGCCUCGCUUGCCGCUAGAACAGGCGCCGCCGCUCGGGCCGUGGCCUCUGUUAGUUGUCAACUCGCAAUAGGUAUCUGUGCGGCUGUUUUGGAGGUAAAAAUCUAUAAUUUGAAGAGAAAGAUGGAAUUUAUGAAAUUCUUCCAGUGAAAAUGAGUGGAAAAUGCCUUCAGUGACAAUGUUAACUAAUUGGAAAGGUUGGCGGUUAGCAUUAACCUCAAUUCACGUGACGCUUUUCAAUGGAAAAAAUGAUGAGGUUCUGAAGUUUUAUAUUGUAGGUUUUUACCUGCAAAAACAGCCGCUAUAAACAUCAUAAUAAAUCUUCGUUUGUGAUUUGUUUCGCCUCUCGCGGGCAUUUGCUAGCACUUUGUGUGUGAAUAUUACUAACUGUGAUGAAUUGAUGAAUCAAUGUUCGUUUAGAAUAGAUUUAGAUUUGCUAAAUUUUAUUUGGAAAUGUAUAUUGGCCUACCCACCGGCUCUGCACUGACGCAUUUAGCUAAAGCUUCACACCCGUGUGUAUUUCUAUACCAUGUUUCUCGAUAAUUCAGCGUCUUAGAGCCCGAAGUUAUUCUCAUAACUUCCUAGUGUAUAAACUAAAGUGGAUUCACUUUACUAUAAUCUCAUCAUAGUAAUACAAACGAUAAGGACUCUAUAAAAAUAAAAGAUUUGUUUCAUUAGAUAGAGGACAUAUUUUGGAAUGAAAUCGAUAUUUAAGAAUGUAAAUAUAGAAAAGAGGUAUGUAUUUUAAGGCGUUGAGAGUAAAAUUUUUAUGGAUGAUCUAUACACGUAAAUAUUCUAUUAGAAAUUAAAAUAGUAGCAACAUAGUGUUGAUACCUGUCCAGUAACUCGGCUAGAUGAACUAAACCCAUUUGUGACUAACAUUACUUUGGGCAUUAAUAUGUGUUUAAUAAUUUACUUAUAAUCAUAAUCCCCUUGUUAUAAAAAGUUUAGGUACUAAAUAUAGAUCUGAUUUAGAACCGGCACUAGUCUACAGAUUUCAUACAAAUCGGUAAUCUAAACCCGGUUCUAAACCAGAAUUAUGUUUGUGUUCGUUUCUAUAAUAAGAGGAAUCUGCUAUCAUUACCUGCGAUAGAUACAGUGUUGUGAGUAACGGUUAUACUUAGCGACUUCACUUCGAAAUAUCUCUUAUAGAAUCACAGUACAGAGGCUAGUCUUCUUGAUAUUCUCUGUAAGAUAAGAAAUGACAACUGCAGCUAGCAAACAGAGUACAAGUAGAGAAUAAAUAGAUAUUUCAACAUAGCUAAAAAAAGAUCUAUUGUGCUAUUUCGUAGGCUUCUUUGUACUGUGUAUCUACAAAAAUUGGCAUUAGUAUUUGUUAGUAUCUGUACCUAUAGGUAUAGCCCCUGUUAAUUAUAAUAAUUUAUGAAGCAAGUUGGAAUAGGUACAUUUUUGGCGAUAUUAUCGCAGUAACUUUGAUUUCUUUCACGGAUUUUGCUUAUACUAGAUUCGAUUACUAUUAUUGUGUAGAGAAUAGAGAUAUGUCAAAUUUCAGACUUACUGCAAAGGGGCGCUGAUAUUGUUAUAUUCUGCUAAAAAGAAAGGGACAUUUAUUAUUAAAAAAAUAUGUAUCUAACUUCAUACCAACCAUAACACAGUGUAAACCUAGAAAAGCGCAACAUGCAUGUUUUUAUAAACUAAAUAAUUGUUUACUAAUAAAGCUGACAGCGCCUCCAGCGAAAUAAUAUUGUACUUAUGUUUUUACUUAUCACAACAUUAUACUUACACAAUCUCCAAUGAAACCAACUUUACUGUAUAAAUAAUUAUUUUAUAAAAUUUAAUUGGAUAGAUUUAUUAAUUUUAAACAUCAUUUUAUGAAUUUGUUUUAUUCUUUUUUCCUGACGCAAAAUUGUUGUUUGCAUAUUAGUCUUUCUUGCCCCGAAAUACUUCAUUAGAAAACUUUUUUCUAUUACAAUAUUUAAAGAACUGAUGUUUUUGUUAGAUCACAUAACUAUUAAUAAUAUCUGCUCAUAAUAAUUACAUGUACUCA
Plutella xylostella (diamondback moth) is the source of this 4273-nucleotide messenger RNA. It is a transcript of the gene nudE, whose product is annotated as Nuclear distribution protein nudE. Gene Ontology annotation, cellular component: kinetochore; kinesin complex; centrosome. The record is from RefSeq and is a predicted model, not a curated record. Lineage: Eukaryota; Metazoa; Arthropoda; Insecta; Lepidoptera; Plutellidae. Gene Ontology annotation, biological process: vesicle transport along microtubule; mitotic centrosome separation; microtubule nucleation. Gene Ontology annotation, molecular function: microtubule binding.